Boleophthalmus pectinirostris (great blue-spotted mudskipper) is the source of this 539-nucleotide messenger RNA. It is a transcript of the gene apoa2, whose product is annotated as apolipoprotein A-II. The coding region runs from base 93 to 500 and encodes 135 amino acids. The transcript has 4 exons. NCBI's taxonomy places the organism in Eukaryota, Metazoa, Chordata, Actinopteri, Gobiiformes, Gobiidae. The record is from RefSeq and is a predicted model, not a curated record.
CAGUGCCCCCCUAUAUCAUCGCGUCCAGAUGUGAGCUCUGAGUUACAGACAACUCACUUUCAGAGUGGACUGUCACCAGAACAGCAGCAGACAUGAAUGCCAAAAUUGUCUUUGCGGUCUUCCUCGCCCUGCAGGUCUCACUGAGCCUCUGUGAAGUCCCAGUGCCUGACCCUGAUCUCAUGGCAACAUACAAUGACCUAAAGAGCACCUUAUUCAGAAGGAUUCAAAACGCUUACAACAAGGUCAUGCAAGCAGCUGAAGGCGACGAGAACACAAAGGCAGCCAAAGAAGCUCUGACGCAGCAGACCCAGGGCCUGGAACCCUACAUGCAGGUGGUCAGGGCUGUCGGUGAGGAGGUGUCCCCUGCUGUAGACAGAGCUCGCUCUGCUAUUCUUGGUGUCUACAGCAAAUACCUGCGCACCCAUAUGCGUGAGCCACUGGAAGUCGCCAUCAGCCGCAUCAAGGCUGUCCUGGACGAAGUCCUGCCUGUGGAGGGCUAGAUCUAGUUCAAGUGCACCUGUAACCCACCUGUAACACAA